Molecule: messenger RNA, 3563 nt
Organism: Anopheles funestus (African malaria mosquito)
Lineage: Eukaryota; Metazoa; Arthropoda; Insecta; Diptera; Culicidae
Exons: 3
Coding region: 2755-3459 (234 amino acids)
Source: RefSeq, a predicted model, not a curated record
UAGGUGAAUGGUAUAUAUAGUAGAAUGCUAAAUCACAGCAGCAAAAGCGUACUGUAGCACUGAGAGAUGUUUCUGAAAUAGCCGUGUCGUAACACGAAACAUUCAAACAUUCAGAGAAAAAUAAUUAUAUACAUAUAACAAACAAUGAGGGCAAAACAAAUGUACGAGAAACUAUUAUAUAUAUACAAAACAUAUAUAUAAAUAUAUAUAUUAUAUAUAUGAAAAGCAAACAGAAAAGGAAAAACACAAGAAAAAUUCUAAAUAAAUAUAAAUUUUUUAUAUAGGAAUGUAAUAUCUUACAGAAAACAAAAGUACACAGUGUGAAAAAAAAACAAAAAAAAACCGCAGCAUUGUUUCUGUUUGCGCAGUGCUGUGAAAACAUGUGGAACAUGGGUAAGAAGCAAGAAAACAGAGCAAAAAGAAAAUAGACGCACACAGUUAAGAGAGAAAAAAAUACUUUCACAAACAUAAACACAACAGCGAUAGCCGUUCGAACUAGAUUUGUAAAUAUUUAAGUUAUUGAGCAAAAAACCCAUAAGAACCACACACCCGCCCCUGUACUAGGUCACAAAACUCACUCACGUUACAAUGCGCGUAUAUUCGCAGGGCCAGCUGAGUACAUGAGGUGGGGAACGGAAAAUAAACACCCGUUCGAUGAUCAAACCAAUGUCAGAGCAUAAAAACCAAACCAUUAUACCAAACACAAUUAUUGCCCGACUAUGUAAAAUAGGUACUCUUCGCUGCAGGUACAUUGCAUAUGCAGGGGCUAACGCGCACACAUCAACAGCGGCGCCAGAAAGCUGCUAAUAGGGCACAGGGAACGCAUAGGGUACAUGCUCAAUCUUUCCAUACGCGGCAGUUCGGAAAUAGAAGGCAGUAAAUGGUCAAGUGGCAAGCUACCUUUGUUAUCACGUUACGCUCAAUGACAGUAGGACGCGACAGUUUUUACGCGAAGAUUAUAACCAACAUAGGUGAGGAAAUGCGGUAGUAAACAAAUAAAUCAAAUUGCAUACAUAUUCCAGUUUUUAUUACAAAACUCUUACUAAACACACAUCCCCCAGUCAACGUAAGUAGCGAAACAGAAGUAAAACAACAUGCAAAACAAAAAAAUAACAUGCAAAAAUCAAACACACAGCAAAAACAAACAAAACAAACACAUAAUAACAAGAACAGCAACUACAAAAAAACAUAAGCCUUAAGCUGGUAUUUUCCGUCGGUCCAUCACCGUUACAAAAUGGUUAUAAAAACUUUUAUCCAUACCAGGGCCAUAGCCAUCAAAAUGCCACUAGUUAAAAUAUAUUUAUAUUAUAAUAAAUACUCACAGUCGACAAACAGAGCCGAUAGAUCCUUGAACACGCCACAGUAAAAAAUAAAAUCUUUGCGAACAGCUCCGUGAGUCAGUAAGCGAGCCAGAUAACGAUACGAGACCAUUCCCCCCUUUGCACUAAUGAGCACGUGGGCUAGCCGAAACCCAGCCGGAAAGAAAAUUCAAUAUUGCCCUGGUAAUAUAAGCAAAGCAGAAGAACGUCUGUGAAUUGUAUGCACCGAACACCGAAUGAUCUUACUAUUAACGGCCGGUGAAUGCCGAAAUCCUAGAAGCAAUGUCCAAAAUGGAGCGCGAAUGUGCGUGAAUAACAAACGUAAAACUAUAGCACAGUUGUAGCGUCGCCAGUCAGAACGGAGAAGAGAACGAUCUAACAUGUAAGUCAGCGGCAAACAAGCAAAAGCAAAACGCCACGAAAGAUAACGAUAGUAAAUAGCAAAAAAAAGCAGAAAGUGAAACGAAACCACGAUACAGUAGCAGAAGAAGAAAAAAAACACGUUCGAACGAGGUAUGAAAACUAAUGAAACAGAGCUAAACACAAAAAAAAUGAAACGAAGUAAAGCGAACAAAGCUUUCCGCUGCAAAACAAAGCAAAAAUAUAGCAAAACAAAGCAAAACAAACAAACAUAUUUAUUGUUCCAGUGCAUUUGUUUCGUUUAGCGAUAACAAAACAAAUGAUAUUCAUUUUUCAAACCAUUUUGUGUAUUAUGUUAGGACAUUUUAAUAUGAAAGUGAAUAUGAGUAGGGCGUAAAGGAAGCAAAGCGGUUAAAAGUAACGAAACAGUAGCAAACAUUCAAAGGAAGAAACAAAUAUACGCACAAACAAACAUAACACAGACAGAGAAUAUGAAACACACUACACUAAAGCAACACAGCAAGAAGAAAUAAACAGAAAAAUGAGAAAAUAGAAGAAAAAAGGCAAAUGGUACAGAGAAAUGCGUAACACAAGGUGACAUAUGUAUCGUUUCGUCAUAACUUUAAACGAGGAAGAAAAAAAGACAGAAAAUAAACAAAUUUAAAUACAAAAAACACCUUUUUGUCCUGACUAUGAAUUCUUUCCUGUUGUGAUACUAUCACAUUGCAAAUGCUUUAAACAAACCGAUCAAAAUCCCUCCAGCUAGUGUUACUGUACUCACCCGAAUGAGAAAAAAAUCACACCGUUUUGCGUUUUGUUUCUGUUGCCUGAAGAAUAAACACGGCCAAUGCGCAUGAUUCACGAUUUUGCUUGGCAGCUAUAGAAUGUCAGCUGUUGAAAAUUUGCCUCCGCCGGUUCAGUAGAGACGACGCCAACGGGAAGACGAUUCUGCUUCUGGUUUACCGUAUUCUGAAACGAUAAACAAACUCUCUGUGAUACUGUUAGCAGUAGGUCAAAUCUGUGAUAGGAAACUUACCUUACCAGUGCGUCUUCCGUAAGUUAGUUUAUUGAAGUCAUGCUACGGUUUUCACUGUAUCGUUUGGUGGUGCUAUUGUGUGUGGCAACCAUUAUCUACACGACGGUUCGCUGGUGCCAAAUUCUCUUCGGUCGGGGAGAUUCCGAAAGUCGCCACUUUCAGCAUACCUGCAACAUGACCGAACUGUAUCGACACGAGCUGGAACAUUUGUUCGAAAGAGUGCACCGUUUGUUGGACCAACACGGACUUACACACUUCCUCUGCUACGGUACACUUUGGGGCCAGAUACACAUGGCAAAGAUGUUACCCUGGCGGGAAAAGGCAGAAUUCUGUGUUCUGAAUGAAGAAUUGAUGCGUCACGAAGAGGCACGAUUUAUACGUAAUUUCUAUGCCAGCGAGCUACAGAUCCACUAUCUCCACUCGGAAGGUAUCUAUAGGAUAUUCGCCAAGGAGUCCACCGCACGAUAUGUUGCGCCGUACGUAGAGUUGGUCGUAUUCCAGCUGGAUGAACCGCAAGGAACGUACAAACGCAUCGGCUGGAAAAGACGAGUAUUACCACCGCAUUGUGACUGGACGCCUUCGUUGGAAUGUUUUCCAAUCAAUCUGCUACAGGGUACGCUACCGAAACGACCACUCGGGCGAUACUUCUACACCGUACCGAUGGGUGGUAUCGAGAUGCAAAAGUACCACUACCCAGAUAAUUGGUGGAAAACCGUUAAAGUUCGCAACUGCAACCUGCAUUAGGCAACGAUGUGGUUAUUGUGGCAUAAAAUGUCACCGGAAACAACACGCGCACCUGUGUAACAUUAUCAGCUCAACUAAAGUAAUAGUAAAGAUUAUGAAAUUGA